Messenger RNA from Dipodomys spectabilis (banner-tailed kangaroo rat), 1978 nucleotides. RefSeq names its product post-GPI attachment to proteins 2 (gene Pgap2). Gene Ontology annotation, biological process: GPI anchor biosynthetic process. The coding region runs from base 466 to 1230 and encodes 254 amino acids. Lineage: Eukaryota; Metazoa; Chordata; Mammalia; Rodentia; Heteromyidae. The transcript has 8 exons. The record is from RefSeq and is a predicted model, not a curated record. Gene Ontology annotation, cellular component: Golgi membrane; endoplasmic reticulum membrane.
CGCGCUCUUCCGGUGCCCGACGCAGCCAGAGUCAGCGGGGGCCGAGCAGAGCUGCGGAGGUUUGGAUUCAGCAGAAACCAAGUUAAGGGGGAAAGAAGUAAGGGGGUCGGGGGUCCCCCCGAAACGGGGAGGAGCCCGCACUGCAGACAGGCUCAGUUUCCUCCCGAAGUUCCGCCCCAGGCCCGCAGCCCCGCCCCGCCCUGGCGUUCCCCGCUCCAGCGCGACCCCGGCUGCUACCCGCCCCCCCCCCGCACCCCUCCAGCUCAACCCGGGUUCCCCGGGGGUCCCCCAGAUCCCGGACUGCGCAGGAAAGGCCCUCCUCACCGCCACCGCUUGGGGCCUGCCCGGAGGGUCAGCAUUCCUCCAGGUGCGGUGGAUGGAGGCAUGGGGGAGCCUUGGAUCCCCACCGCUUAGAUUCGAGCUCCAGCUCUGCACUGAUUAGCCGGUCACUUUGAGUCUAACAAGAUGUACCAGGUCCCACUGCCGCUGGACCGGGAAGGGACUCUGUUCCGGCUCCGCUUCACCAUGGUGGCCCUGGUCACAGUCUGCUGUCCACUUGUCGCCUUCCUCUUCUGCAUCCUCUGGUCCCUGCUCUUCCACUUCAAGGAGACAACGUCUACACACUGUGGGGUGCCCAAUUACCUGCCGUCAGUGAGCUCGGCCAUCGGCGGGGAGGUGCCCCAGCGCUACGUGUGGCGCUUCUGCAUCGGCCUACACUCAGCACCCCGCUUCUUGGCGGCCUUUGCCUACUGGAACCACUACCUCAGCUGUGCCUCACCAUGUCCUGGCUACCGCCAGCUCUGUCGCCUCAACUUUAUCCUCAAUGUCAUCGAGAACCUCGCACUGCUAGUGCUCACCUAUGUCUCCUCCUCCGAGGACUUCACCAUCCACGAAAAUGCUUUCAUUGUGUUCAUCGCAGCAUCCCUCAGUCACAUGCUCCUCACCUGCAUUCUCUGGCGGCUCACCAAGAAGCACACAGUAAGUCAGGAGGAUCGCAAGUCCUACAGCUGGAAACAACGGCUCUUCAUCAUCAACUUCGUCUCCUUCUUCUCGGCAUUGGCUGUCUACUUUCGGCACAACAUGUAUUGUGAGGCUGGAGUGUACACCAUCUUUGCUGUCCUGGAGUACACUGUUGUCCUAACCAACAUGGCAUUCCACAUGACAGCCUGGUGGGACUUCGGGAACAAAGAGCUGCUCGUAACCUCUCAACCUGAGGAGAAAAGAUUCUAAAUCCUUCUAUGCUGCUAGGAAAAGCCUUCACCUAGGCACAGAGGCUUUCAAGCAACAUCACCCUUAACUGAGAAGCCCUAAGAAGCUAAACUGGCACAAAAGCUCCACCAUUUGGUGCUAAACAACAACAACAACAACAACAAAGUCCUGAGGCUCAUGACCACCAUCUAGUUUAUGGCCUUUUUAUAGAAACCUUUGACUGAGUAUGAGACUACUGAGCAGUGGCUGCUACCUGAAAACCAGUCAUUUCUCUCCAGGUCAUUUACUUAACUGUGUCUAAUGAGGUACUGUGUGCAUCCAGGCCUGUGGCCAUAGUGCUCUGCUGAGUGUCCCUACAUGUUCCAGCUCUGACUUCACCACUUUGAUCUGGUGUGGCUCCAGGGUGUAUACCUUUCCCUGUCAGCCUCUCAUUAUGUCUAUCCCUGUGUACGAUGGGGGAAGGUGGGCUGUUAAAUAGCCAAAGGCUUUGCUCGUGUGGCUCUAACCUCAUCGGAUGGAGGUGUUCUGUACCUGGAGGAUGACCCAUCCCAGAGAAGAACCCAAGCACUGCAUGUAUUUCCCUUUCCUUCUGAAGUCACUGGCUUAUGGACUCUUCCUCUUCUCCAAAGGAAGAUGGGUCAGAGGCAUAGUUCCUAAUGGGUUCCCUGGUGUUUCUCCAUUUUCCCUACAGCCUCAGACCAACUCUGAGCUCUUUUGGUUGUACAUUUUAUUGCAAAUAACAAUAAAUUUUUUUUUCUUUUGCCAACAA